Uncinocarpus reesii 1704 is the source of this 1275-nucleotide messenger RNA. RefSeq lists its product as uncharacterized. Lineage: Eukaryota; Fungi; Ascomycota; Eurotiomycetes; Onygenales; Onygenaceae. Gene Ontology annotation, cellular component: cytosol; COP9 signalosome. The transcript is spliced from 2 exons. Bases 1 to 1275 code for a protein of 424 amino acids. The record is from RefSeq and is a predicted model, not a curated record.
AUGGCUUCAGCUGGAGUCGCGUCCGCAUUGGCAGCGAUUGACGCAACGUCAAACCAACAAACCAAAGCACAGCUCUACAAUGAGCUGCUCCCCAAAAUAGUGUCCUCGUCCUCCUCUCCCACCCUUUCGCAAGACCUCAUUGCGUUCCUAGAGUCCAUACUGAGUGAAAAUGUGAGCAUAAUUGCUUCUCGUCCGCUGCUCGAUGCUUUCAUAAACGCCCUUCGCGAACUCCCCGCGCCUGCCAAGAUCGAAGUUGGGCAACAUGCCAUUCAAGCACUCCAGUCCCGGUCAACAUCGGUCGAGGAACAAGAUUCAUUGAUACGGGAGAUCCUUGCGGAUGCAUACGAGGCGCAGGAGGAAUAUCUUGCUGCAGCAAAGGUACUGCAAGGCAUCCACCUGGACAGUUCUCAACGUUUGAUUUCCGAUGGAGCAAAAGUCCGCAUGUGGAUACGUAUCGUCAGGUUAUAUCUCGAAGAAGAUGAUCCGACAAGUGCAGAAGGGUUUUUGAAGAAAAUAAAAAACUUACCAUCCAAAAUUCAAGAUCCAGAAUUGAAGCUACAUUUUCAGUUGUCACAAGCGCGAAUAUUUGACGCCCGACGGCGGUUUCUCGAUGCCAGUCAGGAAUAUCUCAAUGUUAGUCUGGCUACUGGUGUGGAAGAAGGAGACCGGCUACAGGCGUUAUCCGCGGCUAUAUGCUGCGCAGUGCUGGCGCCUGCGGGACCACAAAGAUCACGAAUGCUCUCACGGCUCUACAAGGAUGAUCGGUCGUCCUCGCUCCAGGAAUACAGCAUUUUGGAAAAGAUAUUCAGGGACCAUCUCCUCUCACCGGAGGAAGUCAAAGCAUUUGGGACAAAGCUAGCUCCUCACCAGCUCGCACAGACGGCAGAUGGCUCAACGGUCCUCGACAAAGCCGUUAUCGAACACAAUCUCCUCGCGGCCAGUCGAUUAUAUGAAAAUAUUAAUGUUGUAAAUUUAGCAUCUAUCCUCGGCCUUGAAGCCAGCGGAGAUUUGACUGCUGGCGAGAGAGCCGAGGCCUACGCUGCCCGGAUGGUGGAACAAGGUCGACUUGAGGGCAAAAUUGAUCAAAUUGCGGGCGUAAUCUACUUCAAUUCAGGGAUCGAUGGAGUUGGGCCUACUGAUACGGAGGGAAAGAGCCUCAGAAUAUGGGAUGCCGGCGUGCAGCAUUUGGCAGACGACGUGGAAAAGGUAGCUGCCGCAAUCAUGGAUGAUUUCCCCGAAUUUGCUGCGGCGCAUGAACAGGCGGAACCUCGAUAG